Molecule: messenger RNA, 2419 nt
Organism: Humulus lupulus (European hop)
Lineage: Eukaryota; Viridiplantae; Streptophyta; Magnoliopsida; Rosales; Cannabaceae
Exons: 2
Coding region: 134-2197 (687 amino acids)
Molecular function (GO): protein binding
Source: RefSeq, a predicted model, not a curated record
UCUAACAUGCGCCGCUCGCUAAGUAUUGUGUCCUACAUACUUCUCCAACCUUUUCCUUCGUCUCCAGCUUUUUUUAUUGGAUAAAAAGAAAAUAAAAACCCUAGCUAGUUUAAUCUUAUAUUGAUUCUCAUCCAUGGAUUCUUCCCUGCAAAAACUUGAGAAAAUCCGAACAACUUCUCUUCCCACUAAUAUUAACAACAUUCCCAAAAGUAAUCUGACCACCCCAUUUUGCUUCUUCUGCACCAUGAAAGAGCCAGUCUCGAAACAAAAACGAGCCAAAAUAGCAAACUUCUUCAAGAAACUACUUGUGAGAGACGAACAGGAAAAUGUUUUGGUCCUUAGCGGUCUGUGGCACAUCGCGAUGAGUCACCCGGGGAACUCGGAGUUGCCAUCGCUUGGCGUUUUCGAGUGCAUGGCGAGUUUAAUCCACAAAGCUCUAAACGAUGAUGGGUGGCGUUGUAGGGACCACAACAUAUACAUCCCUUACUACGCGGCUCAUGUCAUUGGCUCUUACACCAUGAACAAGGUCGAGUCUGCCGAGAAGGCCGUGGAGUCAGGCGUUAUCCCACCAUUGAUGGAUCUUCUCAGAGGAAAAAAGAUGAGUUGGGUAGAACAAAGGGUAGCAGUUCGAGCACUUGGUCACCUCGCCAGCUACGAAAGAACUUUUGAAGCCUUAGCUCAAUACGAGGAAGAGGUGGUAAGGUUAGCUAUGUGUUUAGCUUCUACUUGCCUAGAUGUCGUUUAUGAUAACUUUGUAGGAGUUAAGGACAUCAAUACUAAAAGGAGGCUAAAAUAUCAUAGUGACUUACUUACUAGAGGAGUUGGAAGUACAGAAAUGGAGAACUUCAAGGCCGAGGAAUGGACUAGCCAAAUUCAGUGUUGGUCUCUUUAUCUUCUGAACUGUUUUGCUUAUAAAGAGAGGUCUUUGAAUAUCAUUUGUGAGAAGGAGUUUUUGAGAAGUCUUUGUGGGAUGUGGGGUGGAUUGGCCAACCAUGUGUCACCUGGUGGGGUUGGACUUAUUAGAAUUUUGUGUUACAAUAAAUAUGGGAGGAAAAGAAUUGCUGAGAUGAAAGAUGUUAUAGAAUAUCUCUGUAAUCUCUCGAGGUCUUCUGACGAUUGGCAGUAUAUGGGAAUCGAUUGCCUUCUUUUACUUCUCAAAGAUCUAGAUACCAGAUACCAAGUUAUUGACAUUGCUAUCUUGUUUCUUAUUGAUUUGGUCGAACUGAAAGACCUUGGAGACAGAGCAAACGUGGGUGAAGAAAUUACAAAAGCACUCCUUUUGGAUUAUAAUUAUUACAAGGAAAAGAAGUCAUUUAACAUCAGUAGCAAAGUUCAAAAGUUGUUUGAAGAUUUAUGGAAUUGGAAGGUAGAGAAGAGGAGAAAAGAAAAGGCAAUAUGUGACGAAAAACUUGAGGAGAGAAAGGUUUUGGUUGGGUUGAUUAAACAACAAGCAAACCGUUUGUAUUGUUUAGGAGAAAUAGAAGAAGCUACGAGCAAGUACUCUGAAGCAUUGGUUUUGUGUCCUUUAAGGUUAAUAAAAGAGAGAAUGGUGCUUUAUAGUAAUAGGGCUCAGUGUCAAUUGUUGCUUAAGGAUCCGGAUUCUGCCAUUACAGACUCGACCAGGGCUCUUUGCCUGUCGACUCCAGCUAAUUCUCAUGGUAAAAGUCUGUGGAGAAGAUCACAGGCUUAUGACAUGAAAGGAUUGGCCAAGGAGAGUUUGAUGGACUGCAUAAGGUUCAUCAAUGGUUGCAUCAAGUCAGAUCCGGAGGUGAUCACCACGAAGAUUCCAUAUUAUGCUGCGCGCAUGAUCAGCAAACAGAUGGACGCCACGUGGCUUUUUGCCACAUCCCGGUCAAGAUUGUCACAAGGUGAUCAUCAUCAUGAUCAGUAUGAUCAUAUGAGUCGCAAUGACGAGGGACAGUAUUACAAAAAAAUGAUGAUGAGGAAUUUGAUUGAGAAAAGAGGUCUGUCAACCAUUACAGAAGAACCAUUGAUUUUAAAGGAAGAGAGAAAUAGGAGAAUGGUGGAGAGAAGAAGAAGAAUUUCUAAAAGAGCUGGCGUGCAACGACCCACGAGUCAAAUAGGGUUGCCAUGUGUUAGUACUACUGCUGAUGAUAUGAUACAAUAUCACAGUGGGUCUAAAUCAUUCGAACAAGGAUAUUCAAAAUUUCACCCUUUAGAUGUUAUUAGCUUUUAGUGGUUAUUAUAUGUCACUAAUUAAAAAGUAGUAUUCUUAUCAAGUUCGUACUUUUAUAGAUCUUACAAAAACUAGAAAAAUGUUUAAUGAUGUACUUCGAUCUUGAUCACAUCAAUAGCUUAUCGAUCGAUAAUAUUAUUUUGCUGUUGGUGAUCAGAUCAACUGGCCAUGUUGUGUUGUCAACUAUUAUUUGAGUAAAAAAUAAGACCAAUAUAGGGCUAA